AUGCCAGGCCCGCUCGCUGCACCCACGCCCGAGCGGCUGCCGGAGACGCGGCGCUUGGGGCAAGGCCUUUACCUCGCUCCGCUGAAGGAGCUUCCAGGAUGCGCCUUCUUUCCUCGGCAUCACUAUGCCACCGUCGCCCUCUCCUCCGGUGAUGCCUUCUUCCUCUUGGGGGGCAGCAAUGGCCGCAUCCAUCUCAACGACAUUUGGUUCGCACGGCUUUGCAACAUCGGUGGACAACCUGACUGGGCCUGGUCGGAAGUUUCAGAGCAUCAAGACGGCCGCCGCGACCCGCUGGAUGGGCAGCUGAUGCUCUCGAAGUUCCCCGGCCGGUCGCGUUUUGCAGCUGCAGGCGUCCUGAACCCGAAAGGUGGGACUGCCAGGGCGCUUUACGUGACUGGCGGCCAGGGUGCUUUCUGCCCAGAGGAUUUCUGGGCCUCUGAGGACGCUGGUCGUACCUGGUAUUGCAUGUGCCGUCGGGUUCCAUGGGGCGGGCGGCUGGAGCCAGGACUGAGUGUGGUCCCGACAAAGUACGAGCAAGUGGUGGUACUGGGAGGCAUCGUUCCUGGAGUAGGACUUCGUGUUGAACGAGAUCUCUGGAUUUCUGCAGACGCAGGCUCUACCUGGAACAGCGUUAUCACACCCGAGUGGGAGCCGCGAAGUGCACCGUUGCUGGCCUUUCCGCCUCCCGGGAGGGCUGGUCGCUCGCUGCUGGUGUUGGGUGGGGCGCGCCUGGCCGAGGACGCCGCAGGGGAUCGAGCUCAUGCCGGUGGAAGCCGUUUCUUGGACGAUGCCUGGGAGGUUCGCUUAGACUUCAUCGAGAGCACAUUGCAGGCACGCGAGCUCGCAACAUCAGAAGCUCCAGAAGGUCGGGGAAGCGAUGAAAAUGGCUUUGACAGCCACAUGGCCGCGUUUGAUGCAUCGGCAUCGCUGUCAACUGCAGCGGGCGAGGUGUGGCCUCGACCUGGUGGGGCGGUCAUGGUCCGAUGCGGACAGGUGUAUCUGGCUCCUCUUACUGCUCCGCAUGCCUGGGCUCCCUCUGCGCAGCUGCGCGAGGGUUGGAACACGAAAAGGCAAUUGCAGCACGUUUUCGUGGCUUCGGGACCAAGGGCCAUCUGCCCGCGGCUGCUGGUCUUCGGAGCCGACGGCGUGGCUGCCAGUGGCGCCGGCGAGAUCUGCGCGCAGCGUGAGUUGCUCCGGCGGCUGGGUGUAGACAUGGAAGCGGCGACGGGACUGCCCUGCCCCUUGUGGUACCGUGGCCUUGCACUGCACGUUGACGGCAAUCGCGCGUCGUCCCUUGUCUGCUUCCACGCCCGCGGAGCAUCCUUGCACGAGCCGGGCGUGCUGAACCGAAAAGAGGGCGCACGGAUGGCAUCCAUGGGCAUGUUGGCGCUGCUCUCUGUCUUCGGGCUACUUAUCAUGGAGUCCGCCAGACAUAUGCAAGAGCACUGGGACGUGUACCAGAAGGGUGCGGAUCAGCUGACGCGCGACCUUCUCUCGCUCUUCAGCAAAGUCCCGGAGAGCUUCAAGAAGCAGUACCAGGAGGUGAGCGCGGACACCGUGAAAUCCGCUCAGGAUCUCUUCUAUUCUUUGCUAGGUAACAUUGUGAACAACGUCAGUUCGUUGAUUUUGGGCGUGCUGCUGACCAUGCUCUACACGUUGUUUUGGCUUUGCAGCCCCGUUCCCAUGGAUUCUUCCGUGGAUGUCAUGUUCCGCAAGUACAUCAUGUUCAAGACCCUGGCCUGUUUCGGCUACGGCAUCUCGGCCGGGCUUCUUCUCUACUUCCUCUCCGUGGAUCUUGCGUCGGUCUUCGCGCUGACGACCUUCGCGCUCAACUUUGUACCUGAGGUGGGUCCUUUCAUCGCCAUGGUACUGCCAUGUCCUGUCAUUAUCCUUGACAGCCGCAUCGACCGGCCGAUGCUGGUGCUUUUCGUCGCGAUUCUCGGCCAGCUUGCCUUGAAGUUUGCUUUUAGCAACAUCAUUGAGGUGAAGCUCAUUGAGAGUGACAAGAAGCUCCGCAUGCAUCCGGUCAUGAUCCUCUUGUCAGUGGGAGUCUUCGGAUACUUGUGGGGGCCGACCGGCAUGCUGCUUAGUGUGCCCCUGAUGGCCCUCAUGAAGAUCGCUCUCUUCUCGGAGCUGGUGCCUUCCUCCUACCGCGACCCCAUCCUCGUGAUCCUCGAGGGGGACCGGAAUGCACCGCGGAAACACGGCCUGAAGGGCAGCUCGAAGCGGGCUAGCACCCGGCGAGCUGCGCCUGGUGGCUGA
This is a messenger RNA of Symbiodinium sp. CCMP2592, 2262 nucleotides long. Lineage: Eukaryota; Dinophyceae; Suessiales; Symbiodiniaceae. The record is from the annotation of a GenBank genome assembly.